Stegostoma tigrinum is the source of this 3364-nucleotide messenger RNA. RefSeq names its product tumor necrosis factor receptor superfamily member 17-like. Gene Ontology annotation, biological process: tumor necrosis factor-mediated signaling pathway. Gene Ontology annotation, molecular function: signaling receptor activity. The record is from RefSeq and is a predicted model, not a curated record. Bases 116 to 673 code for a protein of 185 amino acids. NCBI's taxonomy places the organism in Eukaryota, Metazoa, Chordata, Chondrichthyes, Orectolobiformes, Stegostomatidae. The transcript is spliced from 3 exons.
GUGUCAGCCGUUCAGUGUUGCCUGGCGUGGUUUUCCUUCACUCGGGCUCCCUGCAUGGACAGGAGAACACAACUGUGUGUGGAAAGAACAGCCAGUUCCUCUGAGCGUCUUCAUCAUGGCCCCAGCGUGCUCCAAGUCAUUUUACUACGAUGAGCUGAUCGGUGGGUGUGAACCCUGUAAACUGCGGUGCAACAAUCUGCAAACACGACCCAGCGUGUGUCAGGAAGACAUCUGCCUCGAAAUUCCAGAAUCUUCCAUGUCAAUUUGGAAUAAUGAGAUGAUUAGAAACUCCUGGGUUUUUAUUGGAUUGCUUCCACUGUUAAUUACAGUAUUGUUUGUCUUCGCAUUUGUCCUUCGAAAAUUACGCCAAAGGAAAUCAAGUACAUUGUUUAAAUCAACAGAGGUUACAUUUGAUAGCAAUGCCAUUGCUUCAGGUUUCAAGGAACACACAUUGGCUAAAGAUGCACCAAGAUUCUCUCCUGAGAGGAAUCAACAAUCUGAACAGUGUGGGGAAGGUGAAGUUACCAAUUGCACAUCUCAAGGAAAUGAAAAGAAGAUGUUGGUAGCAGGUACUCAGGAAAACUGUGACUGUGAUGCUUCACUUCCUUUACCAGCCACUGAAGAAGGAGCGACAAUUCUUGUCACAACCAAAACUGUGGAAUGGUGUGGUUAGCAAAAGGUACAGCAAAAAGAUCUGAUUUUCUAAACUGCACAUAAACUGAUUAGGCCUCUGCAAACUUGUUGCUGAAAGAGACCUCAGCGAAUCUGAAUCCACACUUGAAGUAACAAGUGAUAGGAAAUAAUCUAAAAAGUAAAAUGAUCAUUUGGUAUGAACUUGUUGACAAAUAUAGUUGAUUUAAAUUAAAAUACAUAUAUUUGAUGUUUUACAAACUGUAAUUCCUACAUUCCUACAGUAGACUCACAAAGCAUAUGUACUCGAUUUUUCCAGUACAGCAAUAUUUCUUCACAAUGAAAGUACACAGUGCCUAACAGAUGCUUUUGUUAUGAUCCCAGCUGAUAGUUAUUCUGAACAAAUCAGAUCCCAGAGAGAAGCCUGGCUUGAUAGAUUAAAGGUUUUAUUCUUGUCGUUUUGUUACCUACAUUUCUAGCAUUGACAGCAACUUUAAAAGGUUUCAAGAAAUUUAGUGUGGCUAAAACUGGUGUGGUGGCUAUCAUGGCUUUUAAAUUCUUAGAUGCCUCCUGGCAUUGUUCUGUCCACUGAAAUUUCAUGUUCCUCUUUAUAAAAUCUAUCAGAGGAGCCACCAUGCCACUAAGGUAUGGUACAAACUUCCAGUAGAGUCUGCUCAAUCCCAGAAAUCAAAGCACCUCUUCCUUCAAGGAUGGGCUUUGAAAUUCCUUGAUGGUGUUCGUCUUCACAUUCCUCAGGGUCAUCUUUCUAUGUCUGAUGUUGUGUGCAAAGGACAUCACUUCUGUCCUCACAAAUUCAGUUUUUACUAAAUUUAUAACCAGUUUUACCGCCCGUUGUCUUUCAAAGUGAUCUGCCAAAUGCACCUGUAAUUUUUCCAUGAAUGGCUAAAGAUCACUAAGUCAUCUAUAUAGACGACACAAUUAGUCAAUCCUGCCACAACUCUGUUCAUAAGUCUUUGAAAUGCGGCUGGUGCAUUCUUCAUUCCAGAGGGCAUUACUUUAAAUUGAUCCAGCCCUUUGGGGUGAUAAAUGCUAAAAAUUCUUUUGCUGUCUCUGACAAAGGUACUUGCCAGUAACCAUGAAUAAGUCCAACUUUGUGAUGUAAGUGGCUUGUCCAGCUUUUUCCACACAGUCCUUCAGCCUUGGAAUUGGGUAUAAGUCUGAUUUAGUUAUGGCAUUGACCUUCCAAUAACCCAUGCAGAAACAUUGAGUACUAUCAGGUUUGGGAACCAACACAACCAGUGAACUCCACACUCUUUGACUUGGCUCAAUGAUGUCUUCUUGGAGCAUCUCUUCCACUUCCUCCUUUAUCUAUGUGACUUUGAGAGGAUUAAGCCGAAAGGGGUGUUGUUUUAAAGGAUCAUAUUCCCUACUUCAACCUCAUGUAUUAUAAUAUUAAUUCUCCCCAUUCUAUACCUAUAUAUGUACUAAUUUUGCUGCAACAAACCUUUCAAUUCAGUUCUCUGUUCCUGAGACAGUUAGCUCACUGUUCCAUCCCAUUCUCCAAGGACAUCCUUGUUAUUUAACUUAUUUUGAGGCACGUCAAAAUCUAAAUCAUCUGGAUUUGAUUCCUCACUUUGAGGGGCAGUAACUAAUACCUGUUUCUUCAGCUCCCUGUCCCUGUCAUAGUAAGGUUUCAGUACAUUCACAUGACAGAUCUGAUAAAGUUUUUUCUGAUCUGGCAUCUUUACAAGAUAAUUCAUCUAAUUCAACUUCUUCUCAAUCUGAUAAGGACCACUAAACCUUGCUUUGAAGGGAUCUCCUACCACUGGUAAUGGCACUAAUACUUUAUUCCACUUUAACCUUACUAUGACUGGGACAGGACAAAUGUAGGAAUUUUAGAUUCCUUAUCAGUUUCUUGCUUCAUUAGGUGCUGUGCCACCUUCAGGUGUUGUCGAGCCAAUUUACCUACUCUGUUUAAUCUUUCUCUCACCUCAGAGACAUAUCCAACUGUGAAAUCUCUGACUUUGGACCAAUCAACAUUUCCUUAAUUAAUUUUAAAUGCCCUCCUACUUUGAGUCCGACUAUCAACUUAAAUGGAGUAAACUGAGUCGGUUCAUUUGGGGCAUCUGUAAUGGCAGACAAUAUAAAUUGGAUACCUUUAUCCCAAUCAUUUGGAAAAUCCUGGUAAGAAACCAUCAGCAUGGAUUUUAGGGUCUGAUGCCACCUUUCCAAUGCUCUCUGGGAUUCAGGGUGGUACACACUUGAUUUAAAGUGUUGGAUGCCUAAGCUGUCCAUGACCUCCUUAAAUAGUUUGGCAGUAAAACUGGACCCUUGGUCUGACUGAAUCUCCCUGAGUAGGCCAUAACAGGUAAAGAAAGCAAGCAACUCCUCCACAACCAUUUUUGCCCUUAACGUUCCGGAAUGGAAUUGCCUCUGGAAAUCUGGUAGACACAUCCAUUACAGUUAGCAAAUACUGGUUUCCACUUUUGGUUUUAGGGAGGGGACCGACACAAUUAAUCAUGAACAAUGUGAAAGGUUCUUCAAAUGCAGGAAUUGGUGUCAAAGGUGUGGGUUUUAUUACCGCCUGUGGCUUUCCUACCAUUUGACACAUAUGACAGAUAUGGCAAAAUUCAUGCUUUUGUAUCUUAACCUGAGUCUUCCUCACUCCUACAGGUAAUUCAUGUGCUACCCACAAUACUUCCUGACUGUAUGCUACUGGUAACACAAUGUGGUGAACCCCUGACCAUUUCUCCUCUGUACAAACCUGCUGCGG